AUGGCAGCUUUACCUGGCACCGACCUGUUCUCCAUCCAGGCUAACGAGCUCCAGCACGAUGCUGUCCUGGACUACUAUGGCAGGCGACUAGCAACAUGUUCUUCGGACAAGUCCAUCAAGAUCUUUGAAGUCGAAGCCGACAAGCACACACUGGUGGAGACUCUCAAAGGACACGAAGGUGCCGUCUGGAGCGUAGCAUGGGCACACCCCAAGUACGGCAACAUUCUCGCUUCCUCUUCCUACGACGGCAAAGUCCUCAUUUGGCGCGAGCAGUCCAACAGCUGGCAGAAGAUCUACGACGUCGCUCUACACACGGCAUCCGUCAAUCUCGUCGCCUGGGCACCCCACGAAGCCGGUUGCCUUCUCGCUUGCGCAUCGACCGACGGCAAUGUCUCGGUACUCGAAUUCAAGGACAACAACUGGACACAUCAGAUUUUCCAUGCUCAUGGUAGCGGCGUGAAUAGUGUCUCGUGGGCUCCUGCUGUUGCACCAGGACAGGUUGUUGGCGCGAGUGGGAAUCAGACAGUUGCUGCGCGACGAUUGGUUACAGGUGGAAGCGAUUGCCAGGUCAAGAUCUGGGAGUUUAGCGCCGAGGCUGGCAACUGGCAGAACGUGCAGAUACUACCUGGCGGUCACUUGGACUGGGUGCGCGACGUUGCAUGGUCACCUACCGUCCUUUCCAAGUCAUACAUUGCCUCCGCAUCCCAGGACAAGACUGUCAUCAUCUGGACCUCUUCGGAUUUACGCGGAGAGUGGAAGCGCACCAAGUUGGACGUCGAUGCUGCUGCUUGGCGCGUGAGUUGGAGCUUGAGCGGCAACGUUCUAGCAGUCAGCACCGGCGACAACAGGGUCAGCCUAUGGAAGGAGAGGCUGAGCGGUGGAUGGGAGUGCGUCAAGACGAUUGAGGAGUAGUACAUCCAUGUUUUGGAUAUAAAAGGAAAUACUGGCAAGAUGUUCCUGCAUAACAACGCACAACUGGUAAUCCGUUCGCUGAAGGACUGAUCUGGGAAGCGACAGCAACAGGCCUAGGUUAAUCGGUAGUGGUCGUCUAUUGGGGUAAGACGGGGGCAUGAACGCGGCUGGCUGUGUCCAAAAGGAGUAAAAGGAGUCCACGAUGAGACAGAAAACAGUCUACAAUAUCCAUAGCUCAGCGCAAGCAAAGAAGCC
Pyrenophora tritici-repentis Pt-1C-BFP is the source of this 1167-nucleotide messenger RNA. RefSeq names its product WD40 repeat protein. Gene Ontology annotation, biological process: protein import into nucleus; COPII-coated vesicle budding; positive regulation of TOR signaling. The record is from RefSeq and is a predicted model, not a curated record. Gene Ontology annotation, molecular function: protein binding; structural molecule activity. Lineage: Eukaryota; Fungi; Ascomycota; Dothideomycetes; Pleosporales; Pleosporaceae. Gene Ontology annotation, cellular component: nuclear pore outer ring; COPII vesicle coat.